Messenger RNA from Hylaeus anthracinus, 1377 nucleotides. It is a transcript of the gene Pbp45, whose product is annotated as snRNA-activating protein complex subunit 1. Gene Ontology annotation, molecular function: sequence-specific DNA binding. NCBI's taxonomy places the organism in Eukaryota, Metazoa, Arthropoda, Insecta, Hymenoptera, Colletidae. The transcript is spliced from 4 exons. The record is from RefSeq and is a predicted model, not a curated record. Gene Ontology annotation, cellular component: snRNA-activating protein complex. Bases 374 to 1276 code for a protein of 300 amino acids. Gene Ontology annotation, biological process: snRNA transcription by RNA polymerase III; snRNA transcription by RNA polymerase II.
GUGGUCCUUCUGGAAACUCCCAUUAUCUAAACGUUGUAACCUUUAAUCAGAGGUUACCUAUUAGACUUCUCUCUCUUUUUCUUUCUCUACCUGUACUACCUGUUUACCUUCGUCACACACAGACACAAGGUUAUGAGAAGCUUUGUUUGUAUUCGUAGAAAGGAAAAAUUCUUUGCGCCGUGCGAUCGAAUGCGACCAUAAUCUUCUUUAAUCUGGCAUUUGUGAUCAUUCGUGAUUACAAAUGUUUUCGGAUGCAAACGAACUUUAAAUUUUGUCCAUAGCGAAGAUCAAAGUAACGAAUAACUUUAUAAACUACCACGUUAUCGUUGCAACUAUUAACCAUAACAAUAGCUGUGUGUUUACAAACAUAUAAAUGGCAGCGAGCAAGUCUCUAAUUUUGAGCGGUUUCAAAGAAGAUUGCGAACGACUAAUCGCUUGUUUCGAACAGGGGAACGAUAUCAGAUUUCAAACUUUUUGCGAGAUCUGGAAAGAGUUGAAAUUCUCACUGGUGUUUACCGGGCGUCCUUCGUAUAUAGAAUUGUGUGAAUUUUGCGAGGAGGCUUUGAAUGUAUGUAAAAAAUUCCUUCUUUUACCCCCGCGUUUUAAAGAACGCGUUGGAGGAUUGUAUCUUUUGUAUGGAGUAUAUUAUAAAAUGCCGGUGGACCUGUUCAAAAUUAGAGUUAAACUGGACGAUUGGCGAAGCAUUAUGGAGUUGCACGCAGAAAUAAAAGAGGCGGAACAUUUGGAUGCCAAUUAUAUAUUAUCUAAACUAAUAGCAGAUAAUGCAUUUCAUUUUUGUAUAUUUGAUAAAGAGUUUGGCCUAGAAAAACAAUAUCGCAUUAAAGAGUCACAAUCCUUCAAUCCAUACUCUGUGCUACCAACUCUGAAGGAUUUAACAGAUAAACAUCCAAUGUUGUCAAAGAUAGAUGAAUUAAGCAAAGCUUAUGAAAAAAAGAAACAAGCAUUGGUAUCGCAAAGUAAAUCAACCGUUAGUUUAAAUCUAUUUAAAGCGGACAUCGCGGAAGAAAUUAUUAACGAUAUUCAGGACUUUGAAGAACAGAAAAGAAAUAACCAGAUGAAAAAUGCGUACGGCAACGAAAAGACUUCUAGCGCUUCGACUUCAAAAGAGGAAUAUAAGAAGUCAUCUCAAAUGAAAGGUAUUUGUAAACGCAAAGUACGGUCGCUAAUUGACGAUGAAUUUCAAACGGAUCCGAAUGAGUCUGAAACGGAAAUAUUAGAUCUCGAAGAUUCCGAUUUACUAGAAGAUUCAGAUUAAAGAAAAAAAAAAAAAAAAAAGAAUGAAGUAUACAUCUUUCGUCUGUAAGUGUAAUCUUGCAUUAUUGAAUAAAUCGUUUUAGUUUUGUUUACUUUUAAUAA